ACGAGCGCAUGCUCACUUGUGCCCGCAGCCCUGGACCAUAUUUGUCAGGACUACUCGAGAGACGGAGAAAGAGAGAUUGGGGGGGGGACUCUGGAGAUUGGCUGAGCACGAGCGAGGAGGGUUCACUCGCAAAUCUCCCGAGUCCGCCGGAGAGCACUCGCCCUCCUCCCCGGGGGUGGGGAUGGAGGAGGAGAAGUGCAUGCAUCAUGAAUGAAUCUGCGUCGAGUGCAAGUGGCCAAGAGUUUGAUGUAUUCAGUGUUAUGGACUGGAAGGAUGGCAUAGGUACACUGCCAGGAAGUGACCUGAAGUUCAGAGUGAAUGAGUUCGGUGCCCUGGAAGUCAUCACAGAUGAAACAGAGAUGGAAAGUGUUAAAAAGGCCACUGCUACCACAACCUGGAUGGUGCCAACUGCUCAAGAAGCCUUUUCAGAAAAGACUGGGAUUCCCCUGAAGUUGAAGGACGCUACAAAAGUGGAUGGGCUUAUUUUCUGUGAAAACUGUUACCACGAUGGUACCACAGAAGAGUUUGUUUCUGAAGGAAAAUUUUGCAGCCAGAAAUGUGCACAUCACAUCAAAAACAAAGAACCAAAGGAGGAUAAAGAUGGUGUGGAAUGUAAUGAGGAAGAUGAUUCUAAAGGGACUAGGAAAAGAAAAACAAAAUUACCUUUGAAAGAUGAGUGCAAAGAAGAUGGAGAAGACAAGAAAGAGAAGGAUGAAACUGAGGAGAAGCAUGAAGGGAGGAUACUGAGAGUCUCUCAGAGAGCCAGAAGAAAAAGAAAAGGUGAUAUGGCCAUUUUAAAGCAACCUUUAUAUUCUAAAGGAAAGAAACUAUGGUGCUGGGCUUCAUAUUUGGAGGAAGAAAAGGCUACAGCAGCACCUACAAAGCUUUUUAAAGAGUAUCAGUCCUUCCCAUAUGGCAAAAAUGGAUUCAAAGUAGGAAUGAAACUGGAAGGAGUGGAUCCUGAACACCAGUCAAUGUACUGCAUUCUCACUGUGGCUGAGGUUUUAGGCUACAGGAUACGCCUCCAUUUUGAUGAAUACUUGGAUUGUUACGACUUCUGGGUAAAUGCUGAUUCUUCAGACAUUCAUCCAGCUGGAUGGUGCGAGAAAACAGGUCACAAACUUCACCCACCAAAAGGAUAUGAAGAAGAGGAAUUUAACUGGCCCUCAUAUCUUAAAACAUGUAAGGCUCAACCUGCUCCUAAAUCUUUGUUUGAAAACCAGAACACGACAGUUAUUCCAUCGGGAUUUCGAGUGGGAAUGAAGCUUGAAGCUGUAGACAAAAAAAAUCCUACAUUCAUCUGUGUUGCUACAGUAACAGACAUGGUGGACAAUCGUUUCCUGGUUCAUUUUGAUAACUGGGAUGAGAGCUAUGACUAUUGGUGUGAGGCAGCUAGCCCACACAUUCAUCCCAUUGGAUGGUGUAAAGAACAUAGAAGAACUCUUAUCACCCCUCCAGAUUAUCCACAUGCCAAACAUUUUUCUUGGGAAAAAUAUUUGGAAGAAACCAGUUCUUUACCUGCACCUGCAAGGGCUUUUAAAGUGAAACCAUCUCAUGGAUUUCAGAAAAAUAUGAAACUUGAGGUAGUUGACAAGAGGAAUCCAGUACUUAUCAGAGUAGCAACUGUUGUAGAUAUUGAUGACCACAGGAUAAAAGUGCACUUUGAUGGUUGGGAUAGUAUUUAUGAUUAUUGGACUGAUGCAGAUAGCCCCGAUAUCCAUCCUGCAGGCUGGUGUGCAAAAACUGGACACCCACUUCAGCCUCCUCUAAGUCCCUUGGAAUUAGUGGAAGCUUUAGAACAUGGAGGAUGCCCUACUGCAGGAUGCAAAGGAGUUGGACACAUAAAACGAGCAAGACACAUGGGCCAUCACAG
This is a messenger RNA of Chelonoidis abingdonii (Abingdon island giant tortoise), 1873 nucleotides long. The record is from RefSeq and is a predicted model, not a curated record. NCBI's taxonomy places the organism in Eukaryota, Metazoa, Chordata, Testudines, Testudinidae.